CAUGGCAUGAAACUGUCAAAUCGAACGCUGCUGGUGUUGUUUUCUGCACGUUGUUUACAUCUAGCAAAGAUGAGGGGGAAGUCUGGCGUACCCGAUCGGUGGUAUAACUACAGCUGCCAUGGCAAAGUGUUGAUCGACCGGUUCAUCGCACUGAAGGUGCCGCUCUCGCAGAGAAUUCACUCCGUUCAGUACGAUCGCCGCUUCACGCCCGAGCAUGUCAUCGAGAAGCUACCGAUAGGGAUGCUGAUCGAUCUAACCAACACGAUGCGCUAUUACGACCCGAAGCAGUUCACCGCGAGCGGUAUCGAACAUGUGAAACUUAAUGUUCCCGGCCAGGUGGUGCCACCGGUGCGGAUAGUGGAUCGAUUCAUCGAAAUAGUAAAAUCAUAUCUGAACGAUCCCGAAAGUGAAGGUAAGUUUGAUACACUAUUUAAAUUCAUUACUAACCCUGUCUCAUUGCGCACCUGGGCACGACCGCCCCUCUUCUCUACUAAUGCUGUAGGCAAACUCAUCGGUGUGCACUGUACGCACGGGCUCAACCGGACGGGCUACCUAAUCUGCGCCUACAUGAUACUGCAGCUCGGCUAUGACCCGAACGAAGCGAUCCGCCUGUUCAAUGCCAAGCGGGGCCAUCGCAUGGAGCGCGAUAAGUAUCUGGAGAGCUUGCGGCAAAUGGCACCGGCCGGGCAGGAUAAUGGCCGGCUGGGUGUGCAACCGGAAGGAGGGUACACUAUCCGGUCGGGAAUGCAUCCUGAAGCGUACGAUAGCCGCCCGGAAAUGCGCUCGGGAGGAUAUAACAGCCGCCCGGGAAUGCAGUCGGAUGCAGGGUACAAUGACCGCCCGGGACGGUCCGAUGAACGCUCCUGGAGACAGCCGGAAGGAGCAUCCAAUGGGCGCUCGUGGAGGCAACCGGAAGGAGGAAAUAAUGACCGCUCGUUGAGGCAACCAGAAGGAGUGUACAAUGAUCGCUCCUGGAGGCAACCGGGAGGAGGAAAUAAUGAUCGCUCCUGGAGGCAACCGGGAGGAGGAUCCAAUGAUCGUUUCGGGAGGCAACCGGGAGGAGGAUCCAAUGAUCGCUUCGCGAGGCAACCGGAAGGAGCGUCCAAUGAUCGCUCCUGGAGGCAACCGGGAGGAACGUCCAAUGAUCGCUCCUGGAGGCAACCGGGAGGAGCGUCCAAUGAUCGCUCCUGGAGGGAACCGGGAGGAGCGUCCAAUGAUCGCUCCUGGAGGGAACCGGGAGGAGCGUCCAAUGGCCGCCAGGAAAUGCGCUCAGAAGAAGAUUAUAAUAGCCGCCCGGUGCAGCAACCGGAAGUGCGCGGUGGUCGCACUGCACGAUUACCGCCGGCAAACGAUGGGAUACAGCGGUCCAAUCAGGAACGAUGGGACCCAUCGGUCAGACGGAUCGUGCGUCCGCAAAAACACACCUACCGCGUUCCGGCACACCGGCGCACCGAUGGACAUGAGCUGCAGUCGAAGCACACAAAGUUUGAAUGAACUAAGUUCUGUUUUUUUUUUGUUUUUGGUUGAUGAAAUCUAUUCUUCACGCACUUUUGGCACACUUUUUAUGCCUCUCUGUCCGUGAGAUUGUGUUUUCUCAUACGUAAUGAAUAAAAUGGAGGCAUAACAACAACCCAGUA
Messenger RNA from Anopheles gambiae (African malaria mosquito), 1637 nucleotides. RefSeq names its product RNA/RNP complex-1-interacting phosphatase. Lineage: Eukaryota; Metazoa; Arthropoda; Insecta; Diptera; Culicidae. The record is from RefSeq and is a predicted model, not a curated record. Gene Ontology annotation, molecular function: protein tyrosine/serine/threonine phosphatase activity; polynucleotide 5'-phosphatase activity. The transcript has 4 exons. Gene Ontology annotation, biological process: protein dephosphorylation. Bases 7 to 1494 code for a protein of 495 amino acids.